Molecule: messenger RNA, 4111 nt
Organism: Nothobranchius furzeri (turquoise killifish)
Lineage: Eukaryota; Metazoa; Chordata; Actinopteri; Cyprinodontiformes; Nothobranchiidae
Product: membrane-spanning 4-domains subfamily A member 12
Cellular component (GO): membrane
Source: RefSeq, a predicted model, not a curated record
GGGUCCUGCCUUCUGACUAGUGUUAAAAUGUCAGCUAUGCUGCUAGUUUUAAGUGUAUAGAGCUCAGAAAGAUGAGAAACAGCAGUAUGUUAUAGGCUCAAUAUUAGGCUUUUCACAUUCAUUUCAGUGAGACUUGUUUGGGGAUAUCCUUAUGCACUUGUGUUACCAGGGUAACAGAUAACACAUUUAAAAUUGAAUACAAGAUUCCUGAGACCAAGCUGGUUGAUUUGAUGUAUGAUAUGUAUGGGUGAUCCUGAUUGGACAGAAAAUGGUUGAACACUCUCAACCAAUCAGAGAGCAGCACUGUUUUCCCGCCUUUCCCCGGGCUGUAGGAGGCCUGCAGCAGUACUCCUGUUAAUGAGAGAAGCCUUUAAAUCUGUCCUUUGGAAGUGAAAUUGGACCUGUCAAACUUCUCAUCACCAUUCGAAAAGUACUGCACCAAAUUGAAAAAUUCAAAAAGAGUGAGUGGCAGAAGGCUUUGUUGGUUGAUGAGUAAAAGGAUAAAUUAAUUACCAUAACCCCCUGUGCUUUGAACUUUCCCUGAGGUAAUCCUGGAUUGAUAAAAUUACCCAACAAUGGUCAUCUGUGUGAAUUUUUAUAUGCCUACCAUGAAUUGUCUAGAAGCAAUGACGAGAACAUUUUAGCUGUCUGAAGCCGAUCGGAGGAGAAAAUCUCUGUUCUUUUAACAUGGGUUUCAGGGUCUGUCCUCUUUCUGAGGCUUGUAGAGAAAGAAAUGUAACACUUAAGGACAAAAUGAAACCCAUUCUGAUAAGCUGACAAAAAAUCCUACUUUUUGAGAUAUAAUUUGUUUCGGUACUCUAAACGGUCUGGGUGUUGGAAAGAGUUGUUUCCAGAAAAUGUGAAGGUCAAACGUUAGAUUGCAGAAUUUUCAGUUUACAGUGGUGGGAAGCAUUUUAUUAAAUUUAAAUAUUCUCAAAGAAAUGAACCGUACGACCACAAUGUUUGGAGUACAGUCAUGAAUUAUAGCUCAAAACGAAAGUAUAUUCGUAAGCUGUAAGCCAACAUGCAUCUCAUUUCAAUCAGACCUACGGUUCUCUCGGGACAAUGCAAGAAAUGGAGCAAGGGAGGGUCACCGCUCCUAUCUUUUCCCAUUAUAAUUUUUGUGAAAUUUUCUGAAAAUCUCAAGCCAUACCUCAACUUCUACCUGGGAUUUUAGAAAAGCUGUAAUAGAUAUCAAAAUAAUUUUUUAACCAGUAAUAGCUGAACGUCUUGAGAGGUUGUUGAAACUUGAAUGAAGUCUCUAGGUUAAAGUUAAACUGUAAGAAUAAGAGUUCAAAAACUGAUAGGACUUAGCUGAAAAUUGAGCAAUUCCAUUCAUUUCAAUGGGACCAAUUGAAAAUGGUUUCAAAGCUUUACAGCAUUCAAACAAUAAAUAAAUAAAUAAAUGUAGAAGCAGAAGAGGAUGAGUGAGGAGAAGAGACACAGAAGCUACACAAAGAGGAGGACCAGCCUGUAAAACACUGUAAAAACGAUCACUAGGUUAUUCCUAGAAAAAAAAAAACAGAACAUUUUGCUAUUGUCUGUUUAAGUAGAGGAACUAACCCAUACUUUGAGGUCAGCAAACUAAAGAAUUUUUAUAAUGGUUAGUUAAAAUAUUAAUUUAAUGCAACAAAAAUGAAUGAAUAAAUACAUAAAUAAAUAAAUAGAUCUGGAACAAAUUUCUCUUCAGUGAAUCAAAUAAUCUUUGGAAUAUUAUCUGACUUUAUGCUGUCAUUUUUAUUUUAGAAUAUUACUUUGCUAAAACGAGAUAAUAUUUUAAAGCCUGGAUCACAAUCAUAUAUAAUAGAGAAAUACACGUGAUAAAAAUUCCAUUCCAACAUGUUCAGUUUUGGAAAAAAGUAAAAAGAAAAAUAACUAACAAAUAAUAUUAAAAUUUAACAAAUAUCUUAAAUGAAAAAUCCAUCCAUUUUCAUCCGCUUAUCUGGAGUUGGGUCACGGGGGCUGUAGCCUAAGGCAAGAGGCCCAGACUUCCCUCUCCCCAGCCACUUGGGCCAGCUCCUCCGGGGGAAUCCCAAGGCGUUCCCUGGCCCGGUGAGAGACGUAGUCCCUCCACCGUGUCCUGGGUCUACCUUUAGGUCUCCUCCGGGUUGGACGUGCCCAGAAAACCUCACCAGGGAGACGUCCAGGAGGCAUCCUGACCAGAUGCCCGAGCCACCUCAACUGGCUCCUCUCGAUGCGGAGGAGUAGCUGGUCUACUCCGAGCCCCUCCCGAAUGACCGAGCUUCUCACCCUAUCUCUAAGGGAGAGCCCAGCCACUCUUAGGAGAAAACUCAUUUCGGCCGCUUGUAUCUGCAAUCUCGUUCUUUCGGUCACUACCCAAAGCUCAUGACCAUAGGUGAGGGUAGGAACGUAGAUUGACCGGUAAAUCGAGAGCUUCGCCUUCUGACUCAGCUCUCUCUUCACCACGCCCGCAUCACUGCAGAUGCAGCACCAAUCCGCCUAUCGAUCUCACUCUCCAGUUUUCCCUCACCCAUGAACAAGAUCCUGAGAUACUUAAACUCCUCCUCUUGGGGCAGGACCUCAUCCCUGACCCAGAGAAGGUAUUCUAUCCUUUUUUGAAUCAAGUCCAUGGUCUCAGAUUUAGAGGAGCUGAUUCUCAUCCCAGCUGCUUCACACUCGGCUGCAAACGUUCCAGCGAAAGCUGAAGAUCACGUUCUGAUGAAGCCAACAGGACCACAUCAUCUGCAGAAAGCAGAGACCUGAUCCUCAGGCCACCAAAACGGAUGCCCUCCACACCUUGGCUGUGCCUAUAAAGGAAAAAUGGAAACAUAAAAUAUUUGGGUAAUUCAUUUUCAACGAUUAAAUCUCAUUUGCUGUUGACACCAUGAUGAGUCUUUUUCUUUAAUGUUUAUUAAUGUUUAUUGGAGUUUUCAACCAGACACCUGCCACCCACCCCACCCUCAACCACCACACACGCGCACGCACGCACGCACGCACGCACGCACACACACACACACACACACACACACACACACACACACACACACACACACACACACACACACACACACACACACACACACACACAGAAAUCCCAUUAGUCCUGACUGAAAGGUCACAAGGUUGACCUGAACAAGGGCUGAAACAGGUGUAGACAAGAAUAUCCUUGAUAGCAGAUUCUUUCUUUUAUUUUGUUUGUUAUUUGUUUGUUUCCCACGAUUGCUGCUAAAGUUUAAGUUUUAUGUCCAUCUCUGCAUUUAAAGAGAACAGAGUCACAGUUAUUUCCAUAGAAACUCAGGAGGCUGCUGCUCUCACGGCGUCACAUCCUCAAAGUGUUGCCGACCUGCUGGUUGGAGAACAAAUGAUGCAGAGCAGUGUGGCCGGAGCUCUUGGGACGGUGCAGAUCCUGGUUGGUGUGUUCAACGUUGGUCUCGGUCCAGAACGAACUGGAACAUAUCCUUACUGGCUGGGAGCUCUGUUCAUCGCAGCAGGAGUCGUGUCAAUCCUCGCUGAAGCAGUUUCUUUACCCUGCCUGGUGGGCUUUUCUGCAAUUGUAAACAUUGUCGUAUCCAUCUCUUCCAUUGUUGGCAUUGUGCUCUAUGCCAUCCAUCUGGCUAGUUUCACGGUUAUCUGGAUGUGCAGCCAAAGCGACAGUCGGAAAUCAGACAACUGCGCGUUCCUGGCUGGUUUAGCGAAGAGACUGUUGACAGGUAUGGACAUCACUCUGAUCGUCAUGUCCGUCCUUCAGUUGUGUGUCUGCAUCAGUCUCGCCGUUCUCAGCAUCAAAUCUCUGUGUAACAGGGCGAGACAGCAGAGUGGCAAAGAAGUAGAGAUUCAACAGCCUGCGUCAAGGAAGUCAUCAGAACUAGUCCUGGUGAAAAAAAGCCAACUCACCUGAGCUACAGGUGCAGGAAUCAGGAAACAUCAUCAGCAAAUCCACACGUUGGCCUCUUAUCUAAACGUCAUGCUAAAGUCCUUCAGAAAGUCAAACGUGGACUUAAAGAACUGCAUUGAAGAACUUCAGAAAUCAUUCAGGUUGUUUUUUAUAUAACAAACAACAAGCAGAGCUAAUGUUCUUCUACUGUUCCCACCUGAUGAUGACGACCAUGAAAACGUAUCAUCAAAUGUGUAAUAAAUAGUGUUUGUUGAA